AUGGCUAGGAUACGGGCGGGCCCGGCCGCGGUGCGACGAGUUGCUGGCUGUGGCAAUUAUCUACGACAACCGUCAAUAAGCGCAUUACAGACAAGAGGCGUUGCGACCAACGCGGCGACCCAGGAGCCGAAUGUCGACUUUCCCGCGGGGAUUCCACCGGUUGCGGUACCGUCACGUUCGAGUGGAGACGCCCGGAGGAAAGCGAUCAAGAAUGCGAAACCCUUCUCCGACUUCUUGACGGACACGUUCAAUAGGCAGCAUGACUAUCUCCGGAUCAGUAUCACAGAGCGAUGCAAUCUGCGGUGUCUGUACUGCAUGCCAGAAGAGGGCAUACCACUGUCUCCGUCGGCCAACAUGCUUACCACACCCGAGAUCUUCUACCUCUCCUCGCUAUUCGUCUCACAGGGUGUCACCAAGAUCCGCCUCACUGGCGGCGAGCCCACCGUCCGUCGCGACAUCGUCCCGCUCAUGCAGCAGAUCGGCAGUCUGCGCCCGAAAGGCCUGCGCGAACUCGCACUCACAACCAACGGCAUCUCGCUACACCGGAAGCUGGACGCAAUGGUGGAAGCGGGUCUGACUGGCGUCAACCUCAGUCUGGAUACACUAGACCCGUUCCAGUUCCAGAUCAUGACUCGGCGGAAAGGCUUCGAUGCUGUCAUGAAGUCGAUUGAUCGCAUACUGGAGAUGAACAAACUAGGCGCCAACGUCAAGCUCAAGGUUAACUGCGUCGUCAUGCGGGGGUUGAACGAGCGCGAGAUUCUACCCUUUGUCGAGAUGGGCCGCGAAAAGGACAUCGAAGUACGCUUCAUCGAGUACAUGCCUUUUGGUGGAAACAAGUGGAGUGAGAACAAGAUGAUCAGCUUCCAGGAGAUGCUGGAUAUCAUCAGGACCAAAUAUCCGGGGCUCAGGCCGGUGCCAGGACACAAGAACGACACCAGUAAGACGUACGAGGUGCCAGGCUUCGUGGGCAAGGUCGGCUUCAUCACGAGCAUGACAAAUGACUUUUGUGGGACGUGCAAUCGGUUACGAAUAACGAGUGACGGCAAUCUGAAAGUCUGCUUACACGGUAACGCCGAGGUGUCUUUGCGCGACGUUCUGCGACAGGGCAACAAUGGCGAGCCCAUUGACCAGGAAGCAUUUGAGCGCAUCAGGCAGAUUGAGAUGGACCGACACGAAGGCCGCUUGAGCGAUGAGACAAUCCUUGGCUGGGGCCAACGCGAGCGCGAACUCCUUGACGUUGUUGGUGCUGCCGUCAAACGCAAAGCGGAAAAGCACGCCGACUUGGAUGAUCUGGCCAACAUGGAGAAUCGGCCCAUGAUCUUAAUUGGUGGGUAA
Messenger RNA from Alternaria alternata, 1335 nucleotides. RefSeq names its product molybdenum cofactor biosynthesis prote. The coding region runs from base 1 to 1335 and encodes 444 amino acids. The transcript is spliced from 2 exons. The record is from RefSeq and is a predicted model, not a curated record. Gene Ontology annotation, biological process: Mo-molybdopterin cofactor biosynthetic process. Gene Ontology annotation, molecular function: 4 iron, 4 sulfur cluster binding; metal ion binding; cyclic pyranopterin monophosphate synthase activity. Lineage: Eukaryota; Fungi; Ascomycota; Dothideomycetes; Pleosporales; Pleosporaceae.